This is a messenger RNA of Culex pipiens pallens (northern house mosquito), 534 nucleotides long. RefSeq lists its product as uncharacterized. The transcript has 2 exons. The record is from RefSeq and is a predicted model, not a curated record. The coding region runs from base 1 to 534 and encodes 177 amino acids. Lineage: Eukaryota; Metazoa; Arthropoda; Insecta; Diptera; Culicidae.
AUGAUCUUGAAACCCUUCGUUCUGCUCCUGGCGUUCGCCGGAACGGUUCUCGUCCUAGAAUCAGUGGAUGCUGCUUUUUGUCGCCAGCACGAGAUACUCUUGCCGAUAGCACCGAAUUGCGAGAAAACCUGUGAUGGGGGCUGUUCGACGCACUCCAAGCGGUACGUGAUUCAACGCCCGGCGUGCAUCUGUCGGCCCGGAUUCGUACGAAGUGGCGGUGCGUGUGUGCCAUUCAGCAGCUGCAAACCACCUACCAGCCCACCCCCGUGUCCAACAACCACCACCACGGCAGCCCCGACAUGUCCCCCAGUCGUAACGACAACUCCAGCUCCGAUCACUUGUCCACCGGUAACCGUUCCUGCAACAUUGCCGACAACGACUCCGCCGGCACCUUGUCCAACUAGUACUGUUCCACCUUGUGCGGUUCCGACGAAUCCUCCUCCUCCAUGUCAAGUUGCGGUUCAACCUUGUGUCUCUUGUGGAGCUCCGAAGCCAUGUCCGUGUAGACCGCUUGUCGGGUUCAAAUUUAUAUAA